Molecule: messenger RNA, 7984 nt
Organism: Callorhinchus milii (elephant shark)
Lineage: Eukaryota; Metazoa; Chordata; Chondrichthyes; Chimaeriformes; Callorhinchidae
Gene: svila
Product: supervillin a
Exons: 41
Coding region: 243-7046 (2267 amino acids)
Biological process (GO): actin polymerization or depolymerization; actin filament severing; cytoskeleton organization
Cellular component (GO): cytoplasm; actin cytoskeleton
Molecular function (GO): phosphatidylinositol-4,5-bisphosphate binding; actin filament binding
Source: RefSeq, a predicted model, not a curated record
CUGGUUAUGCUCGAAGAGUAACGUACUGCGGUCAAGAACUGGGGAAGGAAUAUUCAAUCGGAAUUGGAAGAGGAAAAUUAUUCCAAAAGAGAGCUCUAAGUUUCCAGAAGGAGUUCUCUUUUGAAGACAAAGAAGAAUUUGUCAAGAGCACAAAAGACAUAGACGCCAAUCUACUUGCUGUACUUCCUAAAGUUUCAGAACUUCGAAAACUUUUUGAAGCUGGUCAGAAAGCCACUGUCGAAAUGAACAGGAAAGAGCGAAUUGCCAGACGUUUGGAAGGAAUUGAGAAUGACACACAACCAGUGCUCUUACAAAACUGUCCUGGUUUAGUCACUCAUCGCUUGCUGGAGGAAGAUACUCCUAGGUACACACGAGCUUCUGAUGCUUGUAGCCCAUGCUUGGCUAGAAGAUCGGAUAAUGAAGGAUUAGACCAUCAGUCAACUGAAGACCUGUCAGAAAGGCAGUCGAGGCCCAGAUGCCGUGAAGAGCCUGACCAUAUGCACAGCGAGUCCAAGUAUAUGGUUGGCAUGGACACCGAAGCACUAGAAGCCAAAGCUGAAAGAAUAGCCAGAUACAAGGCUGAGAGAAGACGACAGCUGGCCGAAAAGUAUGGCAUUGCCCUGGACUCUGAACCUGACAGCAAUACGCAGAGAAACCCGCGAUCGCGGAAGGAGGUUGAGUUGGAUGAAAAGGUGCCGUCGCAGCCAGAUCACAGCGAUGACUCGAGUCCAGUGCAGAGUUCUAGGGUUGAAAUGGUCUGGGAACCAAAGACGCUUUCGCCUGGUGCUCCGAAUGAAAGUUUCUUCUCCGACAGAGUUGAUUUCUCUGAGAGAGAAACCCUCCUCAACAAAGAAAACCACAAAAGAGCGCAUAAAGCGAUUGCCAAAGGAAGAGACUGGGAGCUGACGUGCGAUCGCGACUUUAACGAGUCUACCGUGACCGACGCUCCAGGCUCGCCACCGUCCCCUCGGAGGUUUUCGCUUUCCUCCCCAAAGCGGUCCAUUGAGUCAUGUGAUUCAGUUAGUGAGCAAUGCCAGAGUUUGCAGAGUAAAAGAGGCAAUUCAAUGAAAGUAAGGAAUGAGUGGUUGCUGGAGAGAGAUUCCAAUGGCGAAACACCUUCUCUCAUCAACUGGCCUUCCAGAGUAAAAGUUAGAGAAAGAAUGUUGAAAGUGGAUACACUUCGGAGAAGCCCUGAAAUAGUCAAAGACCUGACCCCUGGACGAUCUCAUUAUAUCUCUGGCCAGUCGGAACCUCCAACUGCUGAGAGAGUUGGUAAGUCCAGUGCAGUCCACCAGCCAGUCUUUAUCCAGCCAUCUGAUCCAGCUGCCUGUGCCAAGGCAAUAACAAAAGAGCCCAAAAGCAGCCUGGUUAGUAAUUGUGUUCCAGGCAGUAUGAACCUUUCGACAAAAGCUGAGGAGGCGAGCGAGACCACGUUUGGAGGAAGAGCUGUUUACAGUCCUGAUUCGAAGCUGGCUGAAUCUGGCAGAGCUAAGAACUUACUGAAGAGCCGUAAGGCAGUCUUGCCAUCUCAAGUUCGGAAGCAGGAAAAGAGCCUCGAAGAACAUUUCUCAGACAAGCGAUCAUUGCGUUCCCACCUGGGCAAAGCAGGUGAAGGUGAGGGGGCACUUUUACAAACGCUUCCCGUCUACAAAGCGAGGGUCCCUGUGCAGGAGCACUCCAAACAACUCAAAUCUCAUUUCCAGUCUGAUGUGAGCAGGUACAAACCUGUGAAUACUAACCAAAGGAGUGAGACAGUCCUGUUUAUUCAGAAAGAUCCUGGGGUACAUACCCACACUGACCCUGGGAGAGGAAGAGAUCAAACCAGUGAAGCAUGUGUUGAACAGCACAAACCGAAAGCAUCUGAGCGUUUCGAAGCACCAAAGGGGGAAAUCCUAAAGAGGGGAGAGUUAGACCAGCGCAUCGAUGUGGAUGAGUUUGAUGGAGAUCCUGGAGCAGUCGACACGAGAGUGUCUGUUGCUAAACUUCGAAGCGUUUACCUGGAGACGGCCAAUGGCAGCAGAAGCCAGGAGCUUGAAGCUAAUGUUGACUUGGUGACAUCGGGUCUUGAUUUGGCUGCACCCGCUGAGAAGGAGAAAGUCCACCGUAGGCCAAAACGUUACAUUUCCUUUGGUGAGAAUAGGAAGACUUCUGAGAGGUUUAGAACGCAACCUAUAACCAUAGCAGAACGACAGGAGACCAAUAGGUCAGGGCUGGACUCACAGAUAGUGGCUGCUGAAGGAGAUGAAGAGAAGUUGGAUGAAAGAGCAAAAAUGAGCGUGUCUGCAAAGAGGUCACUUUUCCGUGAGAUGGAAAAGGCAACCCUGGCCACCAAACCCCGUUCGAAGAAUUCAGCCGUGGAGAGACGAUUACGGCGGAUGCAGGAUCGGUUCCAUACCCAACCCAUCACGACCGAAGAAGUAGUUAUUGCGUCCAGUGAACCCACCCCUGUCUCUCCUACGGUGACUGUCCACACAGUCAUGGCGAGAACCAGUAGCCCCACUGUAGUAAACUCCAAUUUGCCGCCAAUCAGACUACAAGCAUCUGCCCAGUACGCUAUGGGAGAACAGAAGGCGAGUGAUGCCAAAGAAUUGACAGAACAGGGUCAGCCUGAAGAACCAGACAUCUCAACGCUGAGUCUGGCUGAAAAGAUGGCCUUGUUCAAUCGACUGGCGCAACCUGUCACCAAAGUAAUAACUGCAAGGAAUAGAAGUAGCACCAGGCAGAGACGGUCAAAUGCACGAUAUCAGACCCAACCGAUUACACUGGGAGAGGUUGAGCAGGUGCAGUACGGAAAUGAUAUGAUAAAGCCGCUGUCUCAAUCCGUGGUCAAGUCGCUAACCAGUCAAGAUGCUACGGUUUCUACAGGCUAUGCUGGCGACCUGCACCUCACUACUUCUUUAGUUGAUGAGGGUAGUUUACAUAUCAGCCACGUGCCAGCAGAAAAGUCAGGCCUAGCUUUCCACAGUUCACUUGCUGGUGCCGAUCUUCCAAGUAAGAGUGUGCUUAGCCAAGACCUGGUGCAUUCAUCGCAAGAAAAGUCAUCUGCAUACAGAGAAGCAAUAAAAGAAGGUGCUGAGAGGGACAGUAAUGAUGAUGAGGUAAAAGGGUUUGUGAGACACAGCAACAGCACCAUUCAUAGUUGUAGCCUUAUAGGAGCUGAACCCCAGCAACUCAUGAGCAUAGGUGAGAAGAAUGUGGAUAAAGGACCUGGAGUUGGAGACGUGCUCAGUCCAGAAACCUUUCCAAUGGCCUCUGAAGUGAGCUGCUUCAGGUCCCAAAACGUGUACGAGAAGGUUGAAAUGAAAGGAAUCGAAGAAAGAAGCUUUGAUGAAACAGUGGACAUGGAGCAUGUUGUGAAAAACAAAACCACUCUCACUGAACGAGUGGAGCGGACUGCUGAACUGAAGGAAGCAACUGCAUCACAGACCAACAUUGUGACACCUUCCAGACAUUCAUCGGAUAAGCAGUCGACUACCCAACCAGAAAAUAAGGUGUCUUGUGAUAAGUCAAAACUGGAUGAAAAACCUGAACAUAACAAAGAAGUCAGCGAUUUGACUACUGCUUCGAAAGCAAUGUCUAUUAAAGAAAGGAUGGCUUUAUUAAAGAGAAGUGGCGAAGAGGACUGGAGAAACCGUUUUAAUAAAAAGCAGGACAGUGCCAAACUGACCUUGACCAGCCACUGCAGUCUGUUUCAGGAAACUGAACAAACUUACAUUAAAAAGGAAGAAGGAGAGUUUACUGAUGACAUCUCUAUGUCUAAUCAGCUCUGGGAACCCGUUUAUUCUUCCACUUACUCUCCUGCUCUUUCUGCCGCCCAUACAUGUCACCACUUUGUGCACCAGGUCGCUUCUGCUAAUGCCAGGGAAACAAGUCCUCAGCUCUAUGAUGAACGUCAUCCCUGGAGAUGGAAGAGGAUGGCGGACAAUGACGCACGCAUGACAAUAGAAGAGAGGAAACAACUGAUUACUAAACGGGAAGAGGCCUGGAAGAUUAAGGGCAGAGGAGCUGCCAAUGACUCCACUCAGUUUUCUGUAAUUGGAAGGAUGGUAAAGAAAGGUUUGACUUCACCCACGUUCAUGAGUCCAGCCACUUCACCUAUUGUGCAAAAGCUGAAGAACAGUGCUCCAGUGAUUUCUAAACCACAAGAAGAAAUUGAGGUCAGGCCUGACUUGCAUUUGGAAACCGACGAGAAACUCGAUAAACUGGAAUCCUUCUUAGGCAAGCUGCACAACAGGACACCAGGACAGCGGGAGACAGUGAUAGCUGUCACCGCACAGUGCGUCAAGGAGGUGAUGAGACCCGAUGAUGAAGAAACGUUCAUGAAAUUCUACAGAAAUGCAAGUGACUUUGUGGUCCAGCCCGGCGCUGUGGAGAUCGAGGAAGAGGAUUUUGAUGCUAUAUUUGAUCCCGACAUACCAAAGCUGAUCUCGGCAGUGGCAGAACACAAGAGAGCUAUGAAACCAACGCGCAAAGUGCAGUCUUCUCGCAAUCCACUCAAAAUGCUGGCGGCAAGAGAUGACAUCCGACACGAAUAUACAGAACAGAGGCUGAACGUUGCAUUUAUGGAGUCAAAAAGGAUGAGAAUGGAGAAAAUGUCUAAAAACUCCAACUUGGCGGAAGUGGCACUAGCUGGUCUGGCGAGCAAGGAGGACUUCAGCAGUGUGAACCUCCGCAGCGUGAACUUACUGGAGCAAGUUUCAAACAACAGUGCAGUGCCAUACAAGAAGCUGAUGCUGCUGCAGAUUAAAGGGCGAAGACAUAUUCAGACCAGACUAGUGGAACCGAGAGCAUCAUCUCUGAACAGCGGAGAUUGCUUCUUACUUCUAGCUCCUCAGAACUGUUUCCUGUGGACAGGGGAAUUUGCUAAUGUCAUAGAGAAAUCCAAGGCUGCUGAACUGGCUGCUUUUAUUCAAACUAAACGGGACCUUGGCUGUAGAGCACCCUAUGUGACCACAAUAGAAGAAGGAAUUAACACCCAGAGCAAAACUGCCAAAGAAUUCUGGAGGCUCCUGGGUGGGCAGUCCAGCUAUCAAGACGCUGGGAAUCCAGAUGAAGAUGAACUGUAUGAAAGUGCAAUAGUAGAAACCAACUGUACUUACUGCCUCGUAGAUGAUAAAUUAGUUCCGGAUGACGAGUACUGGGGAAAGAUACCACGCUGUUCUUUGCUUAAUUCAAAAGAUGUUCUGGUCUUCGAUUUUGGCAGUGAGGUGUACGUGUGGCACGGAAAAGAGGUCACCCUCGCCCAACGAAAGGUGGCCUUCCAGCUGGCCAAGCACUUGUGGAACGGUACCUUUGACUACACCAACUGCGAUAUCAAUCCUUUAGAUCCAGGCGAAUGCAACCCAUUGAUACCAAGGAAAGGUCAAGGUCGCCCUGAUUGGGCAAUCUUUGGCAGGCUGACAGAACACAAUGAAACAAUUUUGUUUAAGGAAAAGUUUUUGGAUUGGACAGAAGCAAAAAAGCCCUUGCAAAAGAAUCCAGUAGAAGAGGAACCGAAAAUGCAGCAAGAACAUAGCAUUGAUCUCAAACCGUACAAUGUUUCGUUAAUGAUCCCUCUGUCGCCGGCCUUGGUUGGGGCAGUCCUGGAUGGCUUGAAUGUUGGACGUGGCUACGGAAUAGUGGAAGGAGAUGAUGGAAGGCAGUUUGAGAUCAGUAUCCUCUCUGUUGACGUGUGGCACAUACUUGAAUUUGACUACAGUAGGUUACCCAAACAGAGCAUUGGGCAGUUUCAUGAAGGAGAUACAUAUGUUGUGAAGUGGAAGUACCUGGUGAGCACUGCAGUUGGUAAAAGACAGAAGUUUGAGCUAUCGCGCUCCACGGUGGCCGGGAAGGAGAAAUGUGCGUACUACUUCUGGCAGGGACGACACUCCACAGUCAGUGAGAAAGGGACUUCGGCUCUUAUGACUGUGGAGCUUGAUGAGGAGCGUGGAGCCCAUGUCCAGGUGCUGCAGGGCAAAGAGCUACCGUGCUUUCUGCAGCUGUUCCAGGGAGGGAUGAUCGUACACGCCGGGAAAAGGGAGGAGGAAGAGGAAAGCUCACAAAGUGACUGGAGGCUGUACUGCGUAAGAGGAGAGCUUCCUCUGGAAGGAAACCUGCUUGAAGUGGCUUGCCAUUGCAGCAGCCUCAGAUCCAGAACGUCUAUGAUUCUACUCAAUGUAAACAAGGCUCUUAUCUACCUCUGGCACGGCUGCAAAGCACAGACCCACACUAAGGACGUGGGAAGGAAUGCGGCAAAUAAAAUUAAAGAACUAUGCCCACUAGAAGCUGGACUGCACAGUAGCAGCAAGGUGACUAUACAUGAAUGUGAUGAGGGCUCAGAACCAGUUGGAUUCUUUGAAGCGUUGGGAAGAAGAGACCGAAAGGCUUAUGACUGCAUGUUACAAGAUCCUGGGAAAUUUAACUUCACUCCUCGACUCUUUAUUCUGAGUAGUUCAUCCGGAGAGUUUGUUGCCACCGAGUACCUGUAUCCUUCCCGAGAUUCGGCCAAGGUCAACUCAAUGCCGUUUUUGCAAGAGGAUCUAUACACGGCCCAACAGCCAGCUUUGUUCUUGGUGGACAAUCACCACGAGGUGUACCUUUGGCAGGGCUGGUGGCCCACAGAAAAUGAAAUUGCAGGGUCCGCUCGCAUACGCUGGGACAUUGACCGCAAAUGUGCAAUGGAGACAGUACUACAGUACUGCAGAGAAAAGAACAAGAAGCCACCAAAGUCCUAUCUGAUCCAUGCUGGUCUUGAACCGCUGACAUUUACCAAUAUGUUUCCCAGUUGGGAGCACAGGGAAGAUGUUGCAGAGAUCACAGAAAAGGAAGCUGAAGUUUGUAAUAAAAUAAUCCUGGUGGAGGAUGUGUUGGACAAGCUGUGUAAAACUCAGUAUCCCCUGGAGGAGCUGCAAGCACGACCCCUGCCCGAGGGAGUUGAUCCACUAAAGCUUGAAAUUUAUCUGACUGAUGAAGACUUUGAGAAAGCGCUAGAAAUGAUGAGAGAAGAGUUUAACGUCCUUCCUUCCUGGAAACAAGCCAAGCUGAAGAAAGCAAAGGGACUGUUCUGAGUAGUUUGUAGACGGAUGUUUGUUUUUUNCAAAACAUGUGCUUAGUGUCGGAGCUUUCACCGAAGAUCAUUUUGACGUCCUUGGAUCAGUCAUGGAUUGCAUGGUUUGGUCAACAGACGGAACAAAAUGUAGAAGCAAAUUGCACAUUUUACGUUCGAGGCAGAGAUGCCUUUUUUGGGGGGACGGGGGAUCUUGUCUAUUGUGCAUGUUAAAGAUAACUCUGUACUGAUUUUCAACAGUCUUGACAUUCAGAUUUACUGAGACGCUGCCAUUGUAUGCGUUUGACCCGAGUAUGCACUUAUGGGCAGCCGUUGUUACUCUGCCAUAUCCUGCCUAUGUAUCUGGAAGGCGAUAGUUUUGUAAAGUGUUAUUUUGUGUGUAGCAGAUAGUAAAAUCAUGAAGAAUUUAUAUUUAUAUUAUACAAUAUGAAAAAUGACUACAGUUUAACUACUAAAUAUUUAAAUUGUUCAUGCAAUGUAUUCACUUUAGGAGGUAUUUUGUGUUAAUCAGAGAAUACAAUAGCUAGGUGAAUGGAAAUUGUACCAAGACAUGCCACAAAUACCUUUCUUUUUUUUUCUUUGCAUUCGUAAAAUCAGGCUGUCAAGUCUCGAGCAUGGUCUCCGUACUAUUCGAUACCGCCAUUCAACUGUAUUUAUGGCAUGGAUUAAUUGAGGAAAGAAAAACUGCGCAAAUCAAGUUAACUUUUUACGUGAAUCUAUAAAAUGUAUAGUGCCUUGCUUUUGUGUACAGUUUAUACUACAGAGCAGAUGUCUGAAUUUUGAAAGAAACAGGUGUUUUAAUAAAAAGCCUCGUUCAAUUAACUUGUUAUAAUGUAGAAGUUUGAACACCUCUGUUUCUAAUGCUAGUAAAAUGCCUAACAAACUUCCUUUUUUUUGUGAUACAAUUUAGGAAAAUAAACAUUGGAGAAUAGAUUCAUA